Messenger RNA from Schizophyllum commune H4-8, 1761 nucleotides. RefSeq lists its product as uncharacterized. The transcript is spliced from 3 exons. NCBI's taxonomy places the organism in Eukaryota, Fungi, Basidiomycota, Agaricomycetes, Agaricales, Schizophyllaceae. The record is from RefSeq and is a predicted model, not a curated record. The coding region runs from base 1 to 1761 and encodes 586 amino acids.
AUGCGAUCGACACGACGUAAACUGCCGCAAUGGUCAAAAGAUCCCGUACAGCGCGUCAACAUGAUACAAGACAUCGCCUUCCAGCUCAACGGCAAUACGCCUUGGUCGCAAGGGCCAGCGUCGAACCGCCGCGACGCCCUGGACAAGCUGCGCGUCCUGCUUGAACCCGCAGACGCCUUCCCGGGCCUCUCGGACAAGGACAAUCGAACAAAACGUCUUGCAGAAGACGACCCUGCUAUUGAAGCUAUCACCAUGGAGAUACGUAUCUUCAGCUUUGCCUGCGAGGCUGUCUGCACUCUGGAGGACGGUGGUGGCGAUGUCAACGACAUGCUCUACCGCUUCUGGCCCAACGCGAUCGACUGGCUAGCAUUCCUGCAUCCGGGCAGCGACAGCGUGUAUCCUACGAAGUCCUCUUCCGGAAACUACCUGGUGCUCGAGGGUCUUACGAAGGCGUACCUCUACAUCUUUCAGUACAACCGCGGUCACAUGGAGCGUCUCCUUAUUGACAGGCCGGAUAUGCUCUUCUUCGUGUUCGACUUCUGGCUCAGGUUUCCGCGCUAUAUUCCGGAGACGAUGCUUCAUCCCGAGUUCAACGCUGCAGACACUAUUCACACUCUUCUCAACGCGGUAUCUACUCUGUAUAACAUGGUUUCUGGCUGGGAUCUUCCACACCCACAACGUCGCUCUCAGCGCAACCUCAUCAGCGUGGACGACGCGCGCGCGAUUUUCGUGCGAGAACUUCAGAGACAUCUUGGCAAGGGCGGGCUUCACACCUUCUUCACGAAGCAGAACGAAUAUCUCGCCCACCUGUUCAUUCCGCCUCGCCUCGUCGGGAGAGUAUGGUACAUGCAGUUCGAGCUGCAGUCCCUGAUCAUCCGCAAUCCCGCGUUCGCGCGUGACAUCUGUCCGCGUGCGUACUUACGAUCCAUCGUCGAGAGCACGAAUAUUCUGCUGGAUCAACGCCUGCAUCGGGAUGCCAUCGCGGGUGCGGACCUCCUCGGUAUUCUCUGCCAGGCUACUGAGAGCAACAAGACGUUGAUGCGCGCUCUCGAAGCUGGCGCGUACUCUAUCAUCAAGCGCAUUGGCAUGGCGUCCGAAGACUACAAUGUCAUCGAGUUCACGCACCAGCUUUGCACUGGCCUCGCGCAGGCGUCCGUCCUGCGUGUCUUCCAUCGGCUUCACAAGGACGAGUUCGACCCGGAGCCCACCCCUAUGGAUCCCAAGCGGCGAUUGAACUACAAGACAGUCAUACGUCAGUUCAGCAGCCGUUACAAAUUCUACCUGGUGGAAAUGAAGAGCGAGAAACAUUGGAAGCAGUUCCCCUGCUCGAACGACGCGCUCGAGUACGCGUUUGUCCGUGUGGCGAUGCGUUCUACUGCUCCAAGCGAUGUCAGCGUGAGCACUGGACGAAAACACACCACUCUACGUGCUGCGCGAACGAUGGGCCGUGGAGCUUACACGCGCCCGCAAGAGAUCGCCGCCAACAUCCUCUCGAUGCACGAGAGGGGAAAGCUGCCGGUCGUCACCUUCGAGCAGAGCCAGAUAUACCCAGCGGUCCGUGCCACCGUGCGUGCGCUCGAGGAGGACUCCCUAUGCGCGUCUGCACCGCGCGGGACGGUGUUUCUGGAAGUGAAGAUAAAUCUAGGCCGAGACCAGCCAACGCGGAUGCUGCCCUUCACAUACACCGUCGACUUCUUUGAGAGGGUGGUCAACAAUCCUUCAUGGUUUCCAAAGCCGCUGGACACUGGCGGAAGGAAGUAG